UCCAGUUGGAGUUUUUCAGUGUUCUUCGACGGGUGUGAAAAAUUUGUGGUGCGCAUUAGAAAAUUCGUGUAAUAAGCCUGAAAAAUAACCGAAAAUGUCUGGCAAAGAGAGAUUACCGAUUUUCCCAUCGCGUGGUGCCCAGAUGUUGAUGAAGGCACGUCUCGCGGGCGCUCAAAAAGGUCACGGCCUGCUCAAGAAAAAAGCUGAUGCAUUGCAAAUGCGUUUCCGCAUGAUCUUGGGUAAAAUCAUUGAGACGAAAACUGUGAUGGGCGAUGUUAUGAAAGAAGCAGCCUUUUCACUGGCUGAGGCAAAGUUUACGUCCGGUGAUAUCAAUCAGGUGGUGCUACAAAACGUGACCAAGGCCCAGAUUAAAAUCCGCACCAAGAAGGACAACGUAGCUGGUGUUACGCUGCCCGUCUUUGAGUCCUAUCAGGAUGGUGGCGACACCUACGAACUGGCUGGCUUGGCCCGUGGUGGUCAGCAGUUGGCUAAGCUAAAGAAGAACUACCAGAGCGCUGUCAAGCUUCUCGUUGAGUUGGCCUCGCUGCAAACCUCAUUCGUCACUCUGGACGAGGUCAUCAAGAUCACGAAUCGUCGUGUGAACGCCAUCGAGCAUGUCAUCAUUCCUCGCAUUGAUCGCACACUCGCCUACAUCAUCUCGGAACUGGACGAACUGGAGCGUGAGGAGUUCUACCGCUUGAAGAAGAUCCAGGACAAGAAGCGUGAGGCGCGUGCCAAGGCAGAUGCCAAAAAGGCACAGAUGCUCAAGGAGGGCAUCGAUGUGCGGGAGCAGGCGAAUAUACUCGAUGAGGGCGACGAUGAUGUGCUCUUCUAAGUAUUACCCGUGUAUUCCAGCAAUAUAUUAUUGUUACAAAUAUUUGUUCUGUUUCCAUUUUAAUCCGCAAACUUAAAUAACGAAAAACAAAAACUCUAAAUGUAUGUAAUUUAGCUACUGGCAAACUUUGUAAGCUUAAAAGUAUAUAGUUUAAUUCCAAUAAGAAAAAAACAAAUGUAUGUAUUCCAUUUUGUAGUUAUGUAGCGCUCAAAUCAUGCAUUAAAGUCUUUUGUUGUUCCAUAGAA
Molecule: messenger RNA, 1080 nt
Organism: Drosophila innubila
Lineage: Eukaryota; Metazoa; Arthropoda; Insecta; Diptera; Drosophilidae
Gene: Vha36-1
Product: V-type proton ATPase subunit D 1
Exons: 1
Coding region: 95-835 (246 amino acids)
Cellular component (GO): proton-transporting V-type ATPase complex
Molecular function (GO): proton-transporting ATPase activity, rotational mechanism
Source: RefSeq, a predicted model, not a curated record